This is a messenger RNA of Danaus plexippus (monarch butterfly), 2761 nucleotides long. RefSeq names its product heparan sulfate glucosamine 3-O-sulfotransferase 3B1 (gene Hs3st-B). The transcript is spliced from 6 exons. The record is from RefSeq and is a predicted model, not a curated record. Lineage: Eukaryota; Metazoa; Arthropoda; Insecta; Lepidoptera; Nymphalidae. The coding region runs from base 249 to 1265 and encodes 338 amino acids. Gene Ontology annotation, molecular function: [heparan sulfate]-glucosamine 3-sulfotransferase activity.
CUUGCUCUCUGCCGCGGUUGCGCAGUGCGUUUAUUAAUGCGGAUCAGAUGUGCAGCGGAAUUCUUUAUUAAACCGAACCUCGUGGUUGUGUACAGACAAUGUUUUCAAGAAGACAUAUGAAAGUUUCGUGUUUUUAGAUUUUUUGUUAUGAAGAUAAAACCUAUUUAUACAUAAUGUAUCAGACUAUUUGAAGCAUUAUAAGUAUAUUAAAAUAUAUUUAAUAAUUCAAAUGCAUUCCGAAACCAGAAAUGAAAUGGAUUUUGGCAGUUUCGAAGCGAACUAUAUUUAUUUAUUUCAUAUUGUUAUUUCUAUUAUAUUUAUUUUAUGUUUUGAAUACUUUUUCAGUUGACGAAAAUAUGUUUACAUUCAAAUAUCUAACAUUGAAGCGUCAUGUUUCUAACUACAACUAUGUAACACGCCGUUUUGCCGCGCUUCUGGGAUAUAAUUUUAAAGACAAGUAUAUGACAUUAAGGAAACCGAACCUGGUUCCAACGAAGAGACUGCCGGAUGCCUUGAUUAUAGGUGUUAAGAAAUGUGGAACGAGAGCGCUUUUGGAAUUUUUAAGAUUGCAUCCAGACGUAAGGGCUGCCGGAUCCGAGGUUCAUUUUUUCGACAAAUUUUAUCAUAAGGGAUUCGAAUGGUACAGGAACAGAAUGCCACCAACUCUCGAGGGUCAGAUUACUAUGGAGAAGACACCUUCUUAUUGGGUAACACGAUCGGCCCCGAAGCGUGUCUUCGCUAUGAAUCCAGCCGUCAAACUAUUGGCCGUAGUCAGAGAUCCUGUCACUAGAGCUAUAAGUGACUACACCCAGUCCGCAAGUAAGAGACCGAGCCUGCCUCGUUUUGAGGAGUUGGCGCUGAUGGAUAGCCCGUGGGGUUCCGUUGUGGACACCUGGCCGCCCGUCAGACUGGGAAUAUACGCCAGACCUCUGAGACGCUGGCUGAGAAGGUUCCCAAGGUCCAGGAUACUUAUUAUCAGCGGAGAGAGACUCGUUGUGGACCCCGCCGCUGAAAUGACUAGGGUUCAGGAAUUCCUGAACCUCAAGCCGGUGAUAACAGAAAAACAUUUCUACUUUAAUUCCACCAAAGGGUUCCCAUGCCUGCUCAAAUCUGAGAGCCGGUCAACUCCACACUGCCUUGGCAAAACCAAAGGUAGAAAUCAUCCCUACAUAGAUCCAGUAGCCUUAGAGAGACUGAGAGAAUUCUAUAGACCUCAUAAUGAGAGAUUUUAUGAACUAUCUGGUAUAAAUUUUGGUUGGCAGUAACUUAGUUUAGCUGAUAAAUAUAAAUUAGAAGAAUUCCGACUGAAAGUUAUGUAAAUUGGAAAAAAUCGUUAGUUAAAUAAUAUGUAAAUAUUAGUAUAGGCUAAUAAAAUAUUAGUACUGCUAUAGACUAUAGAGUAUAGAGCGAUGUGAUAAAUUGUCUAUGCCAUAAUAUGAUGAACUAUUUUAUCAUCAUAGUUUUAAGCCUAUUUCGGUACAUAUCUGAUCAUUAAGCCUAUGAAUGGUUGAUAAAUAAAAAAAAAAUUAUAUAAUUUUUUUUUUCACAUUUAAUGUCCAAGACUUUUAUACAUUUUCCAAAUCUAUAUUGAUUAAACAUUGAGACAUUUCAAACAUUCAUAUCUAACUGCUUAUAAAUGAUCCAAAGUAAGAAAGCACAUCUAUAAACGCUGCUGUCUACAUAGAAAUUGAUUAAUUGAUCAUUAUUAAUACACAAAAAGAUUGUUUUUGUAACACACUUAUAUAUUAAAAGUUGUAUAUUAAGUCGAGACAUUUAGUAAAACUGUAAACACUCAGUACAUAUCGAAUUGAACAAUACUUAAUAAUUAAGAUGCCUCCAAAGCUAUACUAACUACUAUACGGGGACAUCUCCACGUAACAUAAAUUGUCACAUACAGUGAAUAAUCUUACAUACUAAACACUUAUAUCAAACCUUAAUAAAAGAAACAAAAAAUAACAGAUUUAUAUAUAAUAUUUACGUUUUAAAAUAUUAAAAAAUAUAAAUGUUUCAUUUAAAUUAAAAUAGUCCUUUGAAAUAAAUAAUAUUUUUUAUUUUGAUAUAUAUGAAAAAGCUAACUCAUAUAAUAAGUUUUGUGCAAUAAUCGAUAUUUUAAAAAAAAAUUAUAAUUUUUUUUUUACUGUUCAUAACGGUAAUUUAUGAUUUUCUAACUGAAGACAUUAUAUACAAAUAGAUUUGAAAUAUUUUAACAUUUGACAAAUAUAUCAAAACAAAAAUUUACAUAUUAUUCUAAAGCAUUUUAAAUUGUAGUAUUUUUUAUAUAUUCUUAGGUUGGCAAUAUGUUGUUGUACAUGCAUGAUAUAUGAAAAAAGUUUUUCAUAUUACUUAUAAUAAAAAAAUGAACCGUUUCUGUUUGUGUUGUCAGAUGUGUCAGAUAGAAUGAUUUUUUUAAAUUAUCGGAAAACUCAGAAUUUAUAAUAAAAAAAAAUCUUUAUUAAGACAGUUUGGGAAUGAGUAGAUAGAAAAUGUAUGGAAUCAUAUGUACAUAGUAUAUCGAUAUAUUGUAACGUCAAAAAUGAAAAUGAUCUCACCUAGGAUGUACUAUAGUGACAAUAUUUGUAGUGUACUAGCUAACGAAUCAAUAGUAUACAUACAAUGACGUAUUUAUCAUAUCAUUUACUAUAGGAAAUGCACUAAACUCUAAGACACAUAGUCGCUUUAGAAAGGCUUUAAUAUAUUAUUAUUUCAUGUGUGCAGUACCAACACUGCAUCUUUUAUAAACACAAAUAUACAAUCAAGUAAU